This is a messenger RNA of Pipra filicauda (Wire-tailed manakin), 1578 nucleotides long. Its product is annotated as transcription activator BRG1-like. The transcript is spliced from 9 exons. Gene Ontology annotation, molecular function: ATP binding. The record is from RefSeq and is a predicted model, not a curated record. NCBI's taxonomy places the organism in Eukaryota, Metazoa, Chordata, Aves, Passeriformes, Pipridae. The annotation marks the transcript as partial. Gene Ontology annotation, biological process: regulation of DNA-templated transcription. Gene Ontology annotation, cellular component: nucleus.
UCCGGCGGCUCCGGCGGCUCCUUUGUUUCCCCCGCCGGGAUCGGGUUCGGGAUCGCGGCGGGAUCCGCCCGCCAUGGGCCCAGCCGAGGGCUCCGCCGAGGCUUCCGCCGAGGGGCCCGGCCCCGCCCAGCAUUAGGAGCCGAUCCCGUCUGGAGGUGUCGGAGCCCCCCAUGCCCGUAGGUGCAGCUCCAGGCGCCCCUUCCCGGCUCCAGCUCUGAGAUGGCGACUCCGGAGCCCCCCCUGGGCGGGACCCCCCGGCCCGGCCCCUCUCCCGGCCCCGGCCCCUCCCCAGGAUCCAUGUUGGGCCCCUCCCCCGGCCCCUCGCCGGGCUCCGGACACUCGGGACACUCCGGACACCUCCCGGCGCCGGGAUACGCCCCGGAGUCCAUCCACCCCCUGCACAAGCCCCUGGACGCGCUGCACGAGAAGGGCCUGGCCGAGGACCCGCGUUACGGGACCAUGAAGGGGAUGGGGCUGCGCCCGGGGGCACACGCGGGGAUGGGACCCCCCCCCAGCCCCAUGGACCAGCAUUCCCAAGGUUACCCGUCGCCCUUGGGGGGCUCGGAACACGCCUCCAGCCCGGUGCCCUCCAACGGCCCCUCGGGGGGCUCCGGGGGCAGCUCCGGGGGGUCCCUGGAGGGCUCCGGCGGCGGCUCCGGCGCGGAGGCCCCGGCGCUGGGCCCGGGCGGGCGCGGGGCCGCGUCGCCGUUCAACGCGGCGCAGCUGCACCAGCUGCGGGCCCAGAUCAUGGCCUACAAGCUGCUGGCCCGGGGGCAGCCCCUCCCCGAGCACCUCCAGGUGGCCGUGCAGGGAAAGCGGCCCCUGCCCGGGAUGCAGCCCCAGAUUCCCGCUCUACCUCCGCCCGCCGGAGCCGCCCAGGCCGCCGGAACCGCGCCCGGAGCGGGGCCGGCACCGCCCGGAUACUCCAGACCUCACGGAAUGGGAGGGCCCAACAUGCCCCCGCCCGGCCCCUCAGGAGUUCCCCCCGGAAUGCCGGGACAGCCCCCCGGGGGCCCCCCCAAGCCCUGGCCGGAAGGGCCGCUGUCGGCGGCGGCGCCGGGCGGGGCCCCCCAGAAGCUGCUGCCGCCCCCCCCCGCGGGCCGCCCGUCCCCCGCCCCGCCCGCCGUGCCCCCCGCGUCCCCCGGGCCCCCCCCGCCCUCGCCGGGGCAGCCGGCGCCGCCCGCCCUGCCCAUGCACCCCAAACAGAACCGCAUCACCCCCAUCCAGAAACCGCGCGGCCUCGACCCCGUCGAGAUCCUGCAGGAGAGGGAGUACAGGCUCCAGGCCCGCAUCGCCCACCGCAUCCAGGAGCUGGAGAACCUGCCCGGCUCCUUGGCCGGGGACCUGCGGACCAAGGCCACCAUCGAGCUCAAGGCCCUGCGGCUCCUCAACUUCCAGCGCCAGCUGCGGCAGGAGGUGGUGGUGUGCAUGCGGCGGGACACGGCGCUGGAGACGGCGCUCAACGCCAAGGCCUACAAGCGCAGCAAGCGGCAGUCGCUGCGCGAGGCCCGCAUCACCGAGAAGCUGGAGAAGCAGCAGAAGAUCGAGCAGGAGCGGAAGCGCCGCCAGAAGCACCAG